Ilex paraguariensis (yerba mate) is the source of this 288-nucleotide messenger RNA. Lineage: Eukaryota; Viridiplantae; Streptophyta; Magnoliopsida; Aquifoliales; Aquifoliaceae. The record is from the annotation of a GenBank genome assembly.
AUGACUCCAGAUGUUAAAGCCUUGAAGACGAGAGUUGUCCUGUUGAGGAAGAGCAUGAAUGGAGGAAGAUCCCCUUGCAAGGUCUCUGCCCCUGUGGGUGUUAAAGCUUCUUUUUCCCCAGCUGUGGUCCUUACUUCUGCGGCUUCUUCUACAUUAGCCAUUAUUUAUGUUCCUCCCGAGCUUCCUGAGCUCCCUGAGGCUCCUGCUGACUCCACACCGGCUACUAUUCCUAAGAUUCCCAAGUUGCCUGAGCCAACUGAGAUCGUAGAUUCGACUGUAGGCACUUAA